Cotesia glomerata is the source of this 2258-nucleotide messenger RNA. RefSeq names its product heterochromatin protein 1-like. Lineage: Eukaryota; Metazoa; Arthropoda; Insecta; Hymenoptera; Braconidae. The transcript has 5 exons. Bases 167 to 1246 code for a protein of 359 amino acids. Gene Ontology annotation, cellular component: pericentric heterochromatin. Gene Ontology annotation, biological process: chromatin organization; negative regulation of transcription by RNA polymerase II. Gene Ontology annotation, molecular function: chromatin binding. The record is from RefSeq and is a predicted model, not a curated record.
UCGUCUGUGUAAUUGUGUUGGUGCGUGGAUUUUGAUCAUCACAUCGAGCGACAUCCAAAAUAAUCAACUAGUAAAUAAUAGUUAUUUACAAUAUUAUAUAAUUAAAAUAUUAAUAAUAAGUUGUAAGCCAGUAAUCUGGCUGUAUUUAUUUAAUAUUUAACAUAUAAUGAGAAGAUUAAUGAAGGGUAAGCGAAGAAAGUCUGAAAGUCCUAGUGACGCCGAAUCAGAAGAAAAUGGCGACAAUGCGCAUCAAGUUGAAGACGCUGAUCAGCCAAAUAAAUCAGACGAUAAUAAUGAAAGUGCUUCGAAAUCAAAACGCAAGGCGUCACGCGGAAAAGAUAAAACUUCUGCGGAUGAUUCUGAUUUGAACAAAAAUGAUAACGACGCCGAUGAAAAAUUAUCUGAAAUUUCGGCACAGGAAAAUGGAAAUCCCGCCAAGGGUGGAGAUAACAAACGCCGAAAAAAAGAGGACCGUAAACCUACUACUUCUGAGGAAAAUGACAACAGCGAGCAAGAAUAUGAGGUCGAAAAAAUUAUUUCACGGCGUACAAUUAAAGGCCGCAGACAAUUUCUGGUACGCUGGAAAGGUUACGACGAAAGUGCAGAUACCUGGGAAAACGAAAAAGACCUCAAUUGCGAACAGUUGAUAGAAGAUUAUAUGGCUGAGGAGGAAAAUAAUGGCGAUAAAAUUGACCAGACCGAGGAAAAAGCUAAAAAAUCGACAAAGAAAACACCAAAGUCUAAUAAAAAAACAAAAAAGACCAAAGCCACUAAAAGACAACGUGACUCAGAUAAUAAAGAACCCGAAAAUGACGAAGAUGGUGGUACUGAAGAAGAUGCUUCUGAAGAGAAAACUCCUACGAAGCGAGGAAGAAAAUCGAAAGCUGCUAAGCCACAAAACGAUGAUAAUGAGGAUGAAAACGGUGACGAGGAGAAAGAAUUUGAAGUAGAAAAAGUCCUCGACGUUCACUUUAAAAAAAAUAAAUCCCGGGAAUUUUUAAUCCGUUGGAAAGGCUUCACGGCUGCCGAUGACACAUGGGAGCCAGAAGCAAACCUUAACUGUCCUGAUUUGAUAACCAAGUUUAUGGAAAAAGUUGAAAAAGCUCGGUCUACUGAACUACGAGAACUCCGUACCAAUCCUUCGCAUACUAAGCGAUAUACUUUGACAAUGCACAAUAAAGAAAGACGCCUUUCUCGUCGUAAUUUGGGCAAAGAAAGGGCAACAUACCAUGAAUGCGAUGAAUAAAAAAAGAAUGAGUAUAUCAAAUAAUUAGAAUAAGGUUCAUUUCUUUUAAAUACAUGGAUUUAUGUAUGACACCGUAUUUUAAAUUUUGUGUGAUUAACUUUAAAUUGUUUUUUAAAAUAAACAAACUGUAAAAUUUGAUAAGCACUAGAGAAAAAAAAAAAAAAAAAAAUAAAUAAAUAAAUAAAUAAUAAUAAUGAAUAAAAAAUUAUUGCACAAAUAUUUAUAUCGGAUACAUGGUUUUUUAAGUGACUCAGUGGUUAAUGAGGAAAAUAAGUAUAUCUUUUAUUUGUGCAUUAUAAAUUUUUCCAAAUAAGUACAUAAAUAAUUAAUUGCAAUAAAACUUGUGUAGAAUAUAUUUAUAUCAUUAAAUCUCAAGUUCUUAAAUGUUUUACUUUUUAUAAAAACUUGCAAGUUGUCAAAAGCUUACGCACAAAUACAGUCUUUGUAGAAAUAAUUAGUUGACGUAACUAUAAAUAUAAGUAAAAUUGUAAACUCAUCAAUAUUUUAGUAAUUUCUUUAAAAAAAUACAUUUAAAUGCCGAUUGAUGACUUUUAUUGCAGGUAUUUAUAGAAAGUAAAUUUCUUUUUUUCUUUUUAAUAUUAAAUAAUGAAAAGUGUCUCUAUUGAUAUACAUUUAAUAAAUGUUUUGAUUGAAUAUCCAAUCGAAUAUAAGUUUUUUGAUAAAUAAUAAGUUAAGUUUUUUUUUUCUUCUUUUUUUUUUCUUUUUUUCUAAACUGUAGCAAAUUUCAUGUGUAUGCAUAUUAAUUAUAAUAAUAUAAUGUCAUAUGAGUAAAAUUAUAAUUUUGAAUGAAAAAGAAUUAAAGCAAACAAAAAAUUAUAUUAUAAAUAUUUGUUAUGAUAUUGUUUAAAAAUUAUUUUACUUGUUUUGUAGAAGUGUAAAAUUAAAGUUUAACAAUUCUAUAUCCUGACAUCUGGUGACAUGUGUAUAUCGAUGUGUUUUUUAUGGAUUUACAUUAAAAAUACAUGAAAAUCAUAUCAAUUAUUCAUGAAAA